AUGGCAGACGACAAAAACGAUGAUACGCCGGAGCGGGACUCCGAAUGUAAAUUGAAUCCGGCGGAGGAGAGAUCGCGAUAUUUUAAAAAGUUGGAAGAAUGGCUCCAGGAAGCAUACGCCUGGCAAAGUGUCGCAGCGAUGUUUCCCUAUUACAUGAUGUCGGGGCAAUCCAUUACAAAUCCAACACUUGCUUCAGCACCUUUCCCAACAAAUCAAGUACCAACACCAUCAAAUACACAAGGAGUGAUAACUGGAAAUAUAGAUAGACAGAAUGAGACAGUGAGGCAAAGGAGGCCUCAGGAACAACCUGCGGGACCUUUUCAACCUCCAGGAACCGAUGGUUACGAAUAUCGGAUUCCUCCAAUUUGGAAGAGAUUCGCAGCAGAAUUUAUAGAUUCAACAAUGCUGUUUCUCUUGAAGUUUUCCAUCACUUUCAUUGCGAUUGACGUCUUUGAUUUUAUAGACAUCGAAGACUUGGAUUUGUUACAAACAAAUUUACGUAUUGAUUACAAAAUGGCUCUGGAAAUGACUUAUGGGAUUUUGAUUCUGGAAGUAAUUCAUCGUGUGAUAGUUUGUAUUUUUGAGGCUUUUUGGCUUCAGCAUGGAGUGUAUGGUCUUAUCGGAGGUGCUACUCCUGGUAAAUAUAUGAUGGGUUUGCGGGUGGUUAAAUGUCGAAGUAUAACCCCCGUUGAGCGUCCGAAUGAGCCAGAUGUGGUCCUGGUGAGCCCUGGAACCGAUCUGGGCCUGCCACUGGCGUUGGGUCGAUCAAUAGUGAAGAAUUUUGUGCUGGCAUUCAUAUUCCCAAUUUGUUUUUCCCUGUUCUUCUUCAGGUUCAACAGAACCGGCUACGAUUUAUUCUGUCAUUCUAUCGUCAUAGAGGAUCCCUACAGAAAUAACAAUCGACCCCACCAGGAGUAAUAAUUUAUCCGAAGAACGCUGAGAGGUGCUGAGAAAUGUUGCAAUUCUCUGUGAUGUGUACAUAAUGGCUAUAUGUGCUUCUUGUACCAAAUGCAUGCAGGUUCAUGUGUAUGGCGUGUAAUAUAUGUGUAAAAAAUAAAAAUUAUUAUUGCGGCUGAAAGCCGUUUGAGAAAUUUUUUUCAGAGAUGGGUUGUAUGAAUUGUACAUACAAUUACGUAAAUUUCACAAGAUUUUAAUUUUUGCAAUAAAUUCUUGCGAGAUA
Messenger RNA from Monomorium pharaonis (pharaoh ant), 1180 nucleotides. RefSeq names its product protein FAM8A1. The record is from RefSeq and is a predicted model, not a curated record. The coding region runs from base 1 to 918 and encodes 305 amino acids. The transcript is spliced from 5 exons. Lineage: Eukaryota; Metazoa; Arthropoda; Insecta; Hymenoptera; Formicidae.